AUGUCUUCCCCUAUCCCCUUCCCCAAGGGCUUGCCCAUGAUCGACCUCCCCCGUGUGUCCCUUGGCAACCUGCUUAGACAAGACGAGAAGGAGCUCGACAAGCUCUUCGAUAUAUGUCUCUCGACCGGCUUCUUCUAUCUCAACCUACAGGACUGCCCUGAAGGGGAACAACUCUGGAACCAGGCGGUUAAGGUCUGCGAUUUGGGUAAAGCCACCUUGCCUGUGCUCGACAUGGAGACAAAACUUUCAUACAAAUCUCGUGAGACGACGGGAGUCUUUGACCUUGGGUACGUUGUCAGACGGUAG
Messenger RNA from Colletotrichum destructivum, 306 nucleotides. RefSeq lists its product as uncharacterized. The transcript has a single exon. Bases 1 to 306 code for a protein of 101 amino acids. The record is from RefSeq and is a predicted model, not a curated record. Lineage: Eukaryota; Fungi; Ascomycota; Sordariomycetes; Glomerellales; Glomerellaceae.